Dicentrarchus labrax (European seabass) is the source of this 7150-nucleotide messenger RNA. RefSeq names its product cadherin-2-like. Lineage: Eukaryota; Metazoa; Chordata; Actinopteri; Moronidae. The transcript is spliced from 16 exons. Gene Ontology annotation, cellular component: adherens junction; apical part of cell; lamellipodium. The record is from RefSeq and is a predicted model, not a curated record. Gene Ontology annotation, molecular function: calcium ion binding; cadherin binding. Bases 141 to 2900 code for a protein of 919 amino acids. Gene Ontology annotation, biological process: regulation of axonogenesis; cell-cell junction assembly; multicellular organism development.
GGGCAGAGCAGACAUACACAGAGGAGGGCUGGUGGAGGGAGGAAGGCUGCUUCAUGCCGCCGGGGUUUACCGGGAAUUAAAAACAAAUCUGACGUCCAAACUCUGUCGCUUCUGGAAGGAGGAAUUACAACACAGCAAAAAUGCAUCUUUUUGGGAUUGGGAUGCUGAUGGCGGCUCUGCAGGUUGUUGUUGUUCUGGGUGGAGAGGCUGAGCCUUCGUUGUCAGGCAAGCAGGGGUUGUUGCCAUGCACGAGGGGCUUUACUCAGAAGGAAUACAUCAUCGAAAUGGACCAAGAGUUGGCAAAGGGACAGGCCAUCUUCAACGUGAGCUUCGUGGACUGCAGCGAAGGGAAGGUGUGGCUUGAGGUCGGAGAUUCUUCUGACUUCAGGGUGAGCGAGGAUGGCGUGGUCUACACCCUGCGGCACCUCAGCCUUGCGGCAAAGGAAAAAGCCCUGCUGGUGGUCUAUGCUCGAGACCUGCAGUCCAAACAGGUCUGGAAGACCAGAGUGCACAUCCACGUCCGUCCAAACGGCAACAGCGCACAACCUCAACAGGUAAAGCCCAGUGAUGCAACACUGACUCAGCGGGUACCAGAGAUCUUGUUUCCAUGGCACAGCGUGGUUGUCAGGGGUGAUGGCACUCUGAGGCGGGUGAAGAGGGACUGGGUCAUUCCGCCUAUCAACGUCCCUGAGAACUCACGAGGACAGUUCCCUGAGGACCUAGUCAGAAUCCGCUCAGACCGGGAUAAGAACCGGAUGCUUCGUUACAGUGUGACGGGCCCUGGGGCCGACCAGCCUCCGACCGGCAUCUUCAUAAUCAACCCAAUCUCAGGCCAGCUGUCCGUCACCAAGCCUCUGGACAGAGAGCACAUCUCCAACUUCCAUUUACGAGCCCAUGCUGUGGACCUGAAUGGGAAUCAGGUGGAGAACCCCAUCGACAUCGUCAUCAAUGUCAUCGACCAGAACGACAACAGACCAGAGUUCACGCACACCAUCUUUAACGGCUCUGUGCCGGAGGGAUCCAAGCCUGGAUCCUUUGUGAUGACAGUGACAGCAGUCGACAAGGAUGAUCCAAAAACUGCCAAUGGGAUGCUUCGAUACAAGAUCCUCUCCCAGAAUCCCCAGAGCCCCUCCUCCAACAUGUUCACCAUUAACAACAAGACUGGUGACAUCAUCACCGUGGCAGCAGGCCUCGAUCGGGAGAAAGUCACACAGUACACCUUGAUCAUCCAGGCUACAGACAUGGAGGGAAACCCCACCUACGGCCUGUCCAAUACAGCCACCACUGUCAUCAGGAUCACCGAUGUUAACGACAAUCCCCCUGAAUUCACCACGGACACAUUCUUCGGGGAGGUUCAUGAGAACAGAGUGAAUGUGAUCGUUGCUAACCUGACGGUGACGGACAAAGACCAGCCUCACACUCAAGCCUGGAGUGCUGUGUACCGCAUCAUUGCCGGAGACCCCACCGGACGCUUCUCCAUCCCCACCGACCCCACCACCAACGAGGGCCUGCUCACUGUGGUCAAGCCCAUAGAUUUUGAGCUGACGCGUUCCUUCAUGCUGACGGUGGAGGCAGAGAAUGAGGUAACACUGGCUCGCGGCAUUCACCUGCCCCGUCAGUCCACCGCAACUGUCUCCAUUCGAAUCCUGGACAUCAACGAGAGUCCAGAGUUCAGUCCCAACCCCAAGUCUAUCAAACUGGAGGAGGGUCUGCCCGCUGGGUCUUUACUCACCACCUUCACUGCCCAGGACCCAGACCGCUUCAUGAGACAAACUGUCCGGUACUCCAAGAUGUACGAUCCUGCCAACUGGCUGGAGAUAGACCCGGUUAACGGUCGGAUUUCCACCAUUGCCAUCCUUGACCGGGAGUCUCCCUACGUCAAGAACAACCUCUACAACGUCACCUUCAUGGCUUCUGAUAACGGUAUCCCACCUGCCAGCGGGACAGGCACUCUACAGAUGUACCUGAUGGACAUAAACGACAAUGCACCUCACGUGUUCCCCCCUGAGGUGGAAAUGUGUGAAAAGCCAGAUCCCAAUGCCAUCAACAUCACAGCCAGUGACCCAGACCUGACCCCAAACGCUGGACCCUUCGCCUUCGAGCUGGCCAGUCGUCCAUCAGACGUGCGCCGCAACUGGACACUGAAUCGCGUUAAUGGUGAGUACGCCCAGCUUCGACUACGAAUCUCCUCCCUGGCCAGCGGGAUCUACGAGAUUCCCAUCAUGAUCACAGACUCUGGCAACCUGCCCAUGUCCAACACGUCCUACCUGAGGGUCAAGGUCUGCCAGUGUGAUCACCAUGGAGACUGCGUGGACAUGGAGCGGAUCAUUGCUGCAGGACUGGGCACCGGUGCCAUCAUCGCCAUCCUCAUCUGUAUCAUCAUACUAUUAGUGCUGGUGCUGCUGUUUGUGAUGUGGAUGAAGAGGAGAGAUAAGGAGCGACAGGCCAAGCAGCUCCUCAUUGACCCAGAGGACGACGUCCGAGACAACAUCCUCAAAUAUGACGAGGAGGGAGGUGGAGAGGAGGACCAGGACUACGAUCUGAGUCAGCUACAGCAGCCUGACGCCCUGGAGCCAGAGUGUGUCAAGGUGGGGAUCAGACGACUGGAUGAGAGGCCCCUCCAUCAUGACCACCAGUACCCCCUCCGCUCUGCCGCCCCCCACCCAGGAGACAUAGGAGACUUCAUCCACGAGGGCCUGAAGGCAGCAGACAACGACCCCACCGCCCCCCCUUACGACUCCCUGCUCGUGUUCGACUACGAGGGCAGCGGCUCCACCGCCGGCUCCCUCAGCUCCCUGCACUCCUCCUCGAGCUGUGGAGACCAGGACUACGACUACCUCGGCGACUGGGGGCCGCGCUUCCGCAAGCUGGCCGACCUGUACGGCGGAGGGGACGAUUAGCAUCCCGAGCCCCCACCGACAAGACCCACCCUCCCCACCCUACCCUUGCUCCAAGGCUCAGGUGUUGGGCGGGGGUUGUAAGGAAAGAGGAUGCGGGGUAAACAUGGGGUAUGGAUCGGCACUUCUGUAUUACCAACGGGACAGCUUGUAAAGAGACUCGCUGCCCCUUGACGACGGUUGAUGACACUAGGGACCAUUCUGACUCCUGGCCUAGCAAGGCCUGGCACCGGCUAGCAUUCAGGCUAAUGGACAUUAUCAUCUGAGCGUUAGCCCCUGUGCUAACAAAAUGUGAGCAGCCAGGACAGUGCGCUCAGAGGGGAUGUUGUCUCUUUGAUGGUUAAGAGCUACGACAGCCAUGCUACAGACGCUCAUUUACACUUGAAUCUCACAGUACAGGAGCACUGGGGUCAAAUGUGCCUUUUUGUACAUUCUUUUUGAUUGUGUUAAGUCUCAAUUCUGUACAUUGCUUUAAACCUCCCAGUGUUGUUCAUUGGCAACUGGAGGAGCACUUCGCCAUGAUAAUGAGUGUGUGUGUGUGUGUGUGUGUUUGGGUUAUACGUCAUUACCUUGUAUGUGUGUGUGAGUGUGUGAGUCAUUUCCACAGAGACACACUGGAUGGCAAAGCCUGCUCUGAGACGCUUUGGAGGAUCCUACCAGCAAAAACACGGUUUUACUGUAUAGCUCUGGGUGUUAAAGGUUUUCUCAUCUGAUUCAGUCAGAGAAUGACAACUACAGUCCCGACACAUGACGGUGUGUAGAUCUCAAUCAAUCACAGAGGUUAGCAGAGUCAAAUAUGUAUAUUUCGGUUUACCUACAGUAACCACACGUCCCAGUUUGUCCCAGUUUUAAGCUAAGUGUCCCAAGUCAGUUUUCACCAUAAUUAGUAUAAUAAUAAUAAUGAUCAUAUUAUACUUGUUUUUUUGCACUUGCAUAGACAUUUAUAAUGUUCUAUCCCUCUCCUAACCCAAUCUAAUACUAUAAACAAUGCACAAUUCAACACUGAUUUGUCUCUAUGGUGUGCUAUGCUAGCUCUUUCUAAUAGAACAUGUCAGUAUGCUAACGGUUAGCUAUCAUGCUAUAGAGAGAGUCUAAAGAGCCCUCGGAGGCUAACUCCUACGUCAAGUACCCGGCAACAAAAAUGCUGCGUUCACGACAUCCGUGGUUUGGAAAGGUUCGCUCGUUAGGAGUUCUAAGCACUGAAAAAAUUGUCCCCUAUACUAAUGGAAAUGCCUAUGGUGCAUACAUGUGCACGUGUGGGACACUUUUAGCAGUGCAAUAUGUAAUUUCUGCCACUAGUGGGCCUCUCACAUUAAAACAAUAACAAAAGAUGAAGUUUGAUGGCAUUGUGAAGUAGCAUGGGAUCAUGGGAGUUGUUGUCUUCACCACCAUUACCGUCAUUGUCGUCAGCUUCUCCCGGUUAGGAUUCCUUCAGUCUGCCGGGAGCUCAAUUAUCCACAGAGGUCUCCUCCUCUCCAAAACAAACUGACCUGCUGAUUAAAAUCACUAAAAACACUGAAUAAAGCAGUUCCACCUUAAAAAUCCCUGUUUCUCCCACGCUGGACAGACAAAGGACGUCCCGGAGGGGCUGCGAGCCGAGCUGCUGCAAACGUUAAAAUCCUUCAUCCGGUUCAAAUCUAGAGUUAAAAAGCACCAAGAUCUAAACAGUGGAUGGUAACAAUGUGGCUUCAGACUGGAUCAACAGUCAAUGUAUGACAGCUUCUGGCAGACAACCACAACGCUGACGCAGGCACAAAGGGGAUAUGACGCCAUCGACAGGCGCAGCGUUACCUGAAUAAAAUGACACUGAUCUCUCUAAGGUUUGAAAAUAUGGUUCACCCUAAGCACCAGAAGCUCACUCACAUCUGUGGUUAUUACGUAUAUAAGGCAGUGGAACAUAUUUCCUUGUGAUACAACAGACACUUGUUACAUGGUUUCUGUGUUUCCCAAGUGUUUGUCUACUUGCAUAAACAGCAGGCUCAUUUCACCACACUGCUCUGGCAUUAAUAUGACUGACUGCCCACGUUAACAAAGCUGCCCGAGAUCAGAAGUUUAAUUUCCUCUCUGCUCUCCCACCCUGCAAACUCUGAUCAUUCAACAUCACAUCACGUCAAAGCUUUGAUUGAAUUGCUAUAAAGAAUUGCUGCCUCCCCUGGCUUUUCAACACCGUUAGAUAGUCGAGGACAUUUAGUUGCACAAUGAAUUUAAAUAACUUCUUUUUCUGAAGGUUUUUACAAGCAGAAAAUGUUAUUUGUUGUGCUGUAUAAAUAUUGUGGUUAUGUCCUUGCUGCACUUUCAGAAAUGGGAACUUUAAAUGGGAUGUAGUUUAGCUUAUUUGCAGGAUGACAAAAUGCAGACGCAAAGACACAAAAUAUAAUUUCCAUGUAUGUGUUUGUGCAGAUGAAAGAAAACUGAAAGCAAAAACAGCAACAAGGAAUUAAGGCCAGAAAUCAAAAAACAUCUGAAACACUUUAGGUUACGGAGCAACAGUACGAUCUAUGAAAUGAAAUAAAAUAUGUCCAUCAUGAAGGCAAUUCAUUGAGUAAUGAAAUAUGUAAUGAAUAUGACAGAGUGGAUAUUUGUCCGGUGUACGUAGAGCACACACGUUCUGGAUGGACUCCGUAUUUACAGAUGAAUAUGAACAGCUUGUGAACGGAAUAUAAAGCGAGGGGUAACUAAUAUUCAGGUCGGUUGCUUAAACUGACCAAUCCAUCACCCCUCCUUUGUUGUGUCUGGGUCUGCAGCAGAAUAUGAAACAGAGGCACAACAGCCAUUUAACCAAACCACUAUCUUUACUCCUGCUGAUGCAUCUUCCUAACAGUUAGGGGUGGCAUACAUGAAUUUUAGGAAUUAAGCUGAUGUUACGUCACUAAUUUUGCUUAUUGCAGUGGAACAGUUGCAUAUGUUGCAGCUUUUCUCUAUUGCUUUUUUUUUUGAGCCAUCUGGAGAUAUUUUUGCCAUGGCAGGAGAAAAAUCCAAUAGUUUGUUCUAGAGCGAGUUCUUUUGACAACUUCGGGCCAUUUCAUGACACAUUUUAAUGGAUAUUUGAGGUCCCUGCAGGGUAAACCUGAAGAUGAAAAGUUCCACUUUUACAUAAAAAAAUUAACAUUACAUUAUUUUAAAUCUAGGUAUACUGAAUGUACAGUACACAGCAUCUGAAGUUACACAAAUUUUUAAAUACCAGUUAAAGUGGGUUGCUAUAGCAAUACACAAAAAUGGCACAGUGUAAGGUAACAGGAAUCGCACAGCCAUAAGCUUUAUAUCUGAGCCAGAGGGGUUUUCAACGACUAGAACUGAAAAUAUCAGAUCUAAACCCUGUCGUCCCUAACAAUAAAACCAAAGGGGAAAAUCUCUUUGUAUUGAACUCUGAUAGACUCAGUAUACCUGACAGGAAUAGACCGGCUUUAUACAGGCUGAAACAAAACACUAAUAUCUAUAAACAGAUACGUGUAUAUGAAUACAGAAUCACCUGAAACCUAUCACCAAUUACUUAUCUUAUCUACAGAGGGAUCAGGUUUAACCAUGUUGAACCCCCAGUGUUUCUACAGUAGCCCUGAAUGGACAAACCAAACACUGGCUCUAUUAAGGGGCUUUUGCGUUUUUUCCACAGGUUUUGCAGCCACCGUAGUUUCUCCUAACUGCUUGGAUGGAGAGAGGUAUUCAAAUGGUUGCCAUCUGCCACGUCACUGCUAGAUGUCACUUAAUCCUACACACCUCUCCUUAAAGGCUUAUAUACAAUAUCAGUGUUACUUAGUAGUAAGGCUGUAUCAGUGAUUGUGGGAGGUUUCUGUUAGUGGGAGGCAGACGUUGGUUAAACCCAGAGCUGUACAAAAGAGCCGCAUAUUUUUGCUGGUUUGGUGUUCCAAAGCUAGUAAGAAGACAUGUACAGUAAUGCUAGACUUUAGAUAGAUACCUUCUGUUUAUUUGUUUUGCUUUUAUCACAAUGUAACUUAUGCAGCUGAUUGCUAAUAAAGGGAGACACCAGUCCUUGUUUUGUAGCAAAGAUACUUCUUGAUACUCUGCUGUGGUGGAUUAAAUACAAAAAAGGCAAUGUUUCUUCUGUCUGCUGAUGAUUUGCCUUAGUGUUCUCUGGUACUCUUCAACUGGCUACUCACUGUAAACUGAAAUAUGUACAGAUUGUUUUUUUUUCUCUUGUUGUUCUUUUGGCUGUGGUCUCUGAAAAUGACAUGCUAAUAUCCUGAAUCCUUGUAUAUGUGUAAUUUGGAUUACAAAUUAAAACGUUUUUGCAUGUU